AUGCGUUUACUCGUGGUCUCCACGCUACGGAGAGUCUGACCGACUAGCUACAGUAAGUAGAUAACAUACGCGGGAGUCGAUAGACGUCCGUCGUUGUGACUUCUUGUGCCUUCAUUACACAGAGCAAGCCGACCCGGUCGAGGAAAAUGUUUGCUUAGGGUCAUCAUUUAACAGCCGCAAAUAUUAUCGAGAGUAAACAAUGGCCGAACGCGUGGGAGUUGCGGGUGCUGAGCUGGCUGGCACUACAGCGCUAAGUGCAUUUUUGGGUUCCCCCCUCUGUACUCUGGUCCUUCCAAAUGCUCUGUUGCUCCGCUUGUAUGAGGAGGGCAAGGGAUACACAGCAGGGGUGAACACUUGCAUCUCAGGACAGCUCCUGACAUUGGACUCAACCUGCACCAGGAUAGAGACAUCUAUUCGCAAGGCUGCGAGCAGACUCCAUAAGCAGAACGAGGAGGUUGGCAAAGGGGUCAAAAAAAAAAUUUUGUAGAUUUGGUUGAUUAUAUCUAGUGGU
Geodia barretti is the source of this 511-nucleotide messenger RNA. The record is from the annotation of a GenBank genome assembly. Lineage: Eukaryota; Metazoa; Porifera; Demospongiae; Tetractinellida; Geodiidae.